Messenger RNA from Symbiodinium sp. CCMP2592, 1194 nucleotides. Lineage: Eukaryota; Dinophyceae; Suessiales; Symbiodiniaceae. The record is from the annotation of a GenBank genome assembly.
AUGGACGAGAUCGUCGCAUCUACUGAUGCAGUGCAGCUUGCCAACAGCAUGGACAAGGUUUUGCCCGGAACGCCGCAACACGAAGCUCUGGAAACUCCGCAGUGCCGGUUCUGCUUGGAGGAAGGAUCGGCUGAGGAUUUCAUAAUUCCAUGCAAAUGCGAAGGCACAAGUCGAUUCGUACACGAAAGUUGUUUGCGACGCUGGCAAUCCGAAGCGUUGAGCUAUGAACAUGCGCUCAUAUGUCAAGCGAUAUCGUGUUGGGUUUCAACCUACGCAUUUGUGUCGCUCGGCUCCAAGCGUCAUCGCAUCGGUGGGCACACAGCCAAAGCUCAGCGCUAUGGCGCCGAAGGCCACAAGGCCUGCAAGGCCUGCGAGGCACAGGGCGCUUGGCCCAAUGGGACUUUGCGGCUUCUGCGGAGCGACUUUCCCGACGUAGUGACAGUGCGGACUGCGAGAUUCAACAUGUCGGUGUGCAACCAGCAUGCCAUGAAUCAUGAAGCUUUGAGUUUGGCCUUCACAGGCUUCCGUCCAUGGCAACCUGCGAUUCGGCCGGUUUUCAGGCAAGCAGGUGUUGGUGGCCCAUACCCAGAACUAUGCGUCUUUGACCUGGAUGCUUGUUUGUGGGACAAGGAGAUGUACGAGAUGGAGGCCAUACCAAAGGACAGUGAUGUUGUCCUUGGCGACCUGUGUGGACGUGGUGAAGGCGUCACUGGCGUCAUGAGCGGUGCAGAUAAGAUUUCAUUGCACAAAGGAGCAAUGAAAGCUUUGCAAAACCAUGCGGAUGGUAAAUAUCCAGGCAUGAAGAUAGCUGUGGCCAGCAGCGCAGACACCCCUUUCGCUGAGAAAGUUGGUCGCAAGGCACUAUCACUUCUGGAGGUGUUGCCCGGCGUAACAGUCUGGCAGCUCCUUUUGCGAGACUGGGAGGGGAAGGACGUCAAUCAGAUUGGCCGCCAGCCUCCCUUGUCCUCGAACAAGGCGAGGACACACUUUCCGCGAUUGAAGGAGGCCACGGGUGUGUCGUACGACAGAAUGCUUUUCUUCGAUGAUUGUCUUUGGGGCGAUCACUGUGGCAUGGUCGCGCAGGCCUGCCGCGAAACGAACGGCAAAGGGGUGGUGACAGUCAGGACACCGAGCGGGCUUGGAGAACGUGAGUGGGACCGUGGUCUUACGAUGUAUGCAUCAGCCGGUCGCUAA